Messenger RNA from Drosophila hydei, 1910 nucleotides. Its product is annotated as RNA pseudouridylate synthase domain-containing protein 2-like. The coding region runs from base 75 to 1853 and encodes 592 amino acids. Gene Ontology annotation, molecular function: pseudouridine synthase activity; RNA binding. Gene Ontology annotation, biological process: pseudouridine synthesis. The record is from RefSeq and is a predicted model, not a curated record. The transcript has 10 exons. NCBI's taxonomy places the organism in Eukaryota, Metazoa, Arthropoda, Insecta, Diptera, Drosophilidae.
AUAUAAUCGAACUAGUUAGCUCGCGCUCGCUUGUUGUGUAUUUUAUAAAGGCUAAAUUUUAUUUUACGGAUUUAAUGAAGUAUUUGCGUUACGUUGAUAACACAUUUCGCCUGUGCUUUAAUUGGUUCAUUGUGAGACGCUUGUUGAACGCACAAAUAAAAGUUAAGAAAUCAAAUAGCAUAUUUUUGUGUUGGCGAACAAUGACAUUGCCCAAGACUCUACGCCAUGUGCAAACCCAGCAUGGCGAUGACUCUGUUGAUGUGGAAAACAUCUUUCUAUUUAGCGCUAACUUGUACGCCGUAUCAAACACCGCCGGCGGUGGCUCUACAAAUGAUGCUGAAUUAGACGCUAAAUUAAGCGCUGAAUCAGUUGCCACUGUUGCUGACAAUUCAGAGAAGCCGAAAUCUGUAGAUGGUGUAUGGACCUACGAGGCUAGUGAAGAUUGCGGCAGCCAACUCGCUACAGUUGCUGAGGCCUCACUUGUACAGCUGCCUGAAAAGCGAAAGCCUACCGAUGACCCAAACGCCACCGAAUCAAAGAAGCCUAAAUUGGAAACAAAGGAUCUGAAACUGACGCGUCCCGGCUUUAGUGAAGAGAGAUAUGAUGAGACUUCCUAUUACGUAGAAAAUGGCUUGCGAAAGGUUUACCCCUACUCGUUUACAUUCACAACUUUCACAAAGGGCCGCUGGGUGGGCGAGGGAAUUUUGGAUGUAUUCUCGCGUGAAUUCCGGGCCCACCCUUCUGAGGAAUACAAACGCAGCAUCGAGGCUGGCAACCUAACAGUCAACUAUGAGAAGGUGCCCGUUGACUACAGGCUAAAGCACAAUGAUCUGCUAGCUAACACAGUGCACAGACAUGAAGUUCCGGUUACUUCGCAGCCCAUUUCCAUAGUUCAUAUGGACCAAGACAUUUUAGUAGUAAAUAAGCCAGCUUCUAUACCAGUACAUCCGUGUGGGCGCUAUAGACAUAAUACGGUGAUAUUUAUACUUGCCAAAGAGUACAGUCUGAAGAAUCUGCGCACCAUACAUCGGCUAGAUCGCUUAACUUCCGGUUUGCUUCUAUUUGGACGCAAUUCGGAAAAAGCUCGACAAAUGGAGCAACAGAUACGAAACCGACAAGUGCAAAAGGAAUAUGUUUGCUGCGUGGAAGGUCACUUUCCAGAUGGUGUUAUCGAAUGCAAUGAACCCAUUGAAGUAGUUAGCUACAAAAUUGGAGUAUGCAAAGUCUCACAGAAGGGCAAAGAUUGCAAAACAACAUUCAAGAGAAUCGGCCAGGCUGGAGACUACAGCAUUGUGCAGUGUAAACCGCUGACUGGACGAAUGCAUCAAAUCAGAGUGCAUUUACAAUAUUUAGGUUACCCGAUUGUCAACGAUCCAUUGUAUAAUCAUGAAGUAUUUGGUCCUUUAAAGGGGCGCGGCGGAGACACUGGAGGAAAAUCCGAUGAGCAACUAAUAAGUGAUUUAAUCUCCAUACACAAUGCCGAAAAUUGGUUGGGUGUUGAUAAAGAAAUCGCAACGACGAAAAAUUCAGAUGUGACUGCCGACAGUAUAAAGGAAGCUAAGCAAACUGACUGCCAACCUUUAAUUAAACCAGCACCUGAACCUAAGGUUACAAUUUCUACACAAACUAGUCAUGAACCUGCCGACUCGAAUUUCGAUGCUAGUAAGCUAUCUAUAGACCCCCACUGCAGCGAAUGUAAAAUGAACUAUCGCGAUCCAAACCCAGAGGACCUCGUUAUGUAUUUGCAUGCGUGGAAGUAUAAAGGAAUCGGCUGGGAGUAUGAAACAGAAUUACCAAGUUGGGCCUCGGCUGACCAGGAUAAUAUCACGCUUAGUUUAAGAAAUAAGCGUUAAAUUGUACAGUUAACUGUAACGAAUAGUUCGUAGCAGGACAUUCUGAAUUAUACAUAU